Molecule: messenger RNA, 555 nt
Organism: Punctularia strigosozonata HHB-11173 SS5
Lineage: Eukaryota; Fungi; Basidiomycota; Agaricomycetes; Corticiales; Punctulariaceae
Product: NLI interacting factor
Exons: 4
Coding region: 1-555 (184 amino acids)
Cellular component (GO): plasma membrane
Molecular function (GO): phosphoprotein phosphatase activity
Source: RefSeq, a predicted model, not a curated record
AUGCCCCGACCGCUCUUACCUCCAGUUGCGCCUCAGCAUGCCGGCCGAAAAUGUCUGGUCCUUGACUUGGACGAGACCCUCGUUCACAGUAGUUUCAAGUCGAUACAGCAGGCGGACUACGUCGUGCCGGUGGAAAUCGAGUAUCACCUGCACAACGUCUAUGUGAUCAAGCGGCCAGGCGUGGACGCCUUCUUGAAGAAGAUGGGCGAAAUUUACGAGAUCGUCGUCUUUACUGCCAGUUUAAGCAAGUACGCCGAUCCUGUACUUGAUAAAUUGGACGUUCACAGAGUAGUGACGCAUCGCUUGUUCCGAGAAAGCUGCUAUAACCAUCGGGGCAGCUACGUGAAGGAUCUGUCACAGCUCGGGCGGCCUAUAGCAGACACCAUUAUCCUCGACAAUUCUCCGGCAUCGUACAUCUUCCACCCAAACAACGCCGUGCCUGUGUCAUCUUGGUUCAACGACCCCCAUGACACCGAACUGACCGACCUGUGCCCCUUCCUGGCGGAUCUUGCCACCGUAGACGAUGUGCGGGGAGUGCUAGAUGGCGGAAUAUGA